Linum tenue is the source of this 260-nucleotide messenger RNA. The record is from the annotation of a GenBank genome assembly. Lineage: Eukaryota; Viridiplantae; Streptophyta; Magnoliopsida; Malpighiales; Linaceae.
CCAUGGAUUUCAUGAGUGAUUUGAUCAAGAAGUGUGAAGCUUUACCGACUGUUGAAACAACUGGUACGGGUGGAUCGACCAACUGUGAGAGUGAUGUUCCAGUUCGAAAUGUGAAGGGGUUUAAGUCUAAGAAGGAUUCAUUUAAGCCUUCGAAACGACCUAUUACAGAAGCUGAGAUUGGAAGGGCGGCUAGUAAGAAGACGAAAAAGACUAGCAGAUUGGAAGAGGAGAAAUUGAAGGUUGUGGAAGAAAGUUUGAAG